GUUGACACGCUUGUAAAGGCAACCGUUUCAAACAAGGAAAAUGGCAAUUGCUGAAUACGAAGAGCUGAAAAAUCAUUUUAAAACACACAAUCGCAUCAGGGAAGUAACCGCACAUUCCGCUAAAGUUCACACAGUAGACUGGAACUGCGAUGGACGGCGGUUAGCAUCAGGUUCCUUUGACAAGACGGUGUGCAUUUUCACAAUUGAUAGUGACAGACUGGUUAAGGAACAGACGUUUUCUGGACACAAUGACAGUGUCGAUCAGUUGUGUUGGCACGAAACCAAUCCAGAUUUACUCAGCACAGCCAGUGGUGAUAAAACCAUGAGAGUCUGGGAUGCAAGGAUAAAGAAAAGCAUUGCCACAGUUAAUACCAAAGGAGAAAAUAUCAAUAUUACUUGGUCACCUGAUGGGAACUCUAUUGCUGUUGGGAACAAGGAAGAUCUCGUCACCUUUAUUGAUGCUAGGAAUUUUAAAAUUAGAACCGAACAUCAGUUCAAGUUUGAAGUUAAUGAGAUUGAAUGGAACAAGGCCAGUAACCUGUUCUUCCUAACAAGUGGGCAGGGCUGCAUCCACAUAUUAGAUUACCCAGAGCUCACGACCGUCCACGUCACUCAAGCUCACCCUGCCAACUGCAUUUGCAUCGAAUUCGAUCCUACUGGGAAGUAUUUCGCCACUGGAUCGGCCGACGCCCUAGUCUCGCUGUGGGAUGCCGAUGAAAUAGCAUGUUUGCGUACAUUCUCAAAGUUGGACUGGCCAGUCCGCACCCUGAGUUUCAGCCACGAUGGAUCUAUGUUAGCGUCAGGGUCAGAAGACCUAUUGAUCGAUGUUAGCCAUGUAGGCACCGGUGAACGUGUUAUAGCCAUUCCAGUGGACACGCCUACCUUCACAGUCGCAUGGCAUCCACGCUCUCAUCUACUUGCCUACGCCUGCGAUGAUAAAGAUGACGGAAAUCGAGAUGCUGGAACCGUGAAGCUCUUUGGCCUCUCUAACGAGUGAUGGCCCAGUGGAAUCGGUGAUUAAAUGCUACACAUGUUUUAUGUAUCGUUUUUUCCUCCUUACAGAUUGAUCGUACUCUUAUCGUGAAUCGUUUAUCACGACUAUGUCUUCAACUCUGUUGAAAAUACAUAAGAUCCUUCCACUUUGUCGA
Messenger RNA from Daphnia carinata, 1148 nucleotides. RefSeq names its product THO complex subunit 3-like (gene tex). The record is from RefSeq and is a predicted model, not a curated record. Lineage: Eukaryota; Metazoa; Arthropoda; Branchiopoda; Diplostraca; Daphniidae. Gene Ontology annotation, biological process: mRNA export from nucleus. The transcript has 5 exons. Gene Ontology annotation, molecular function: protein binding. Gene Ontology annotation, cellular component: THO complex part of transcription export complex. Bases 41 to 997 code for a protein of 318 amino acids.